Cooperia oncophora is the source of this 513-nucleotide messenger RNA. Lineage: Eukaryota; Metazoa; Nematoda; Chromadorea; Rhabditida; Trichostrongylidae. The record is from the annotation of a GenBank genome assembly.
AUGGUCGCCACGGCUAUUCACGGCAUCGACAGAUCCACCACUGAGGGAACUGAACUAUUACGUGUACGUGUGGUGAAAGGCGAACGAUUGGGUAAGCGCGACCUGUUUGGCGUCGUCAGUCCAUACUGUGUGGUGCGUCUAGAAAGAGCCGAUGGCGAACAAAUCGAUGAAAUCACUUUGGAAAAGAAGAAGAAGACACGAGAUCCAGUAUGGAAUUCCAUCGUGACGUUACGCGUGACGAGACAAUGCUGCUUGAAGUUCCUAAUUUUCGAUGAGAAUAAGAUCCGGAAGGAUGCCUUGCUAGGAUCAGUGGAAUUCAAUUUGGCAACAGAAAAUAUUGGCAGCGAAUCACGACCGCCAUCUGCUUAUCCGUUGAAGGGUGGGCGACACAGGAAUAUCGGUAAUCUGUGGAUAGGGAUGUACUAUUUACCAUCGAAUCAGUCGCCGAAUGAGUCCACAAGUGAUCUGCAAGUGAACGAUUCCAUGCCUGAAGGUAUAUCUACAGUCUGCUAG